Molecule: messenger RNA, 1730 nt
Organism: Canariomyces notabilis
Lineage: Eukaryota; Fungi; Ascomycota; Sordariomycetes; Sordariales; Chaetomiaceae
Product: thioredoxin-domain-containing protein
Exons: 2
Coding region: 181-1698 (505 amino acids)
Biological process (GO): response to endoplasmic reticulum stress
Cellular component (GO): endoplasmic reticulum lumen
Molecular function (GO): protein-disulfide reductase activity
Source: RefSeq, a predicted model, not a curated record
CGGCCAGCCUGGAACAAUCCUCUUCCAUCAUGUGUGCUUACCCCUAGGCUGGCUGACAUAUAAUGAUAAUUGGAAGGCUUCCAUACUGACUCGAUGAUUUAACAAUCGUUUUUCUGUCCCAGGUAUCAUCCACACCGCACAUAUCCCACCUGAGCUUGGCUUCCUUCACGGGCAUCCAUCAUGCAUCACCCCACUCUCUGCGCUGCAGCGCUUGCUCUUCUGGCUGCGCUCCCCGGGGCACAGGCCGGCCUCUACACCAAGAAAUCGCCAGUUCUGCAAGUGGAUGCGAAGGACUAUGACAGGCUGAUUGCCAAAAGCAACUACACUUCGAUCGUCGAAUUCUACGCCCCUUGGUGUGGCCAUUGCCAGAACCUCAAACCCGCGUACGAGAAGGCGGCCAAGAACCUCGAAGGCCUGGCCAAGGUAGCCGCGGUAAACUGUGACGAUGAUGCGAAUAAGCCCUUCUGUGGUUCAAUGGGCGUCCAGGGUUUCCCAACACUCAAAAUCGUCCGGCCGAAGAAGGGCGGAGGCAAGCCGAUAGUUCAGGACUACCAGGGCCAACGGACGGCGAGCGCCAUUGUCGACGCCGUCGUACAACAGAUCAAUAACUAUGUGGUCAAGAUUGAGGACAAGUCCUUGGACAAGUUCCUGAGCGACAAGAACGAGACGGCCAAGGCGAUCCUCUUUACCGAGAAGGGCACCACAUCGGCACUCCUCAAGAGUAUCGCAAUUGACUUUUCCGAUGUGAUUAUAAUUGGCCAGGUGCGAAACAAGGAGACCAAGACGGUUGAGACCUUCGGCAUCAGCAAGUUCCCUACUUUGCUUCUCCUCCCUGGGGGCGAUGCGCCGGGUAUUGUCUAUGACGGAGAGAUGAAGAAAGAAGCUAUGGUCAAGUUCCUCUCACAGGCAGGGGAACCAAAUCCUGAUUCACCCAAGGUUAAUACAAAGCCCGGGAAGAAAAACGGCGAGAAGUCGUCGUCGACCAAGCCACAGUCCAAGAAAACUUCUUCCACGGCGUCAUCCGAGACAGCCAAAUCCAAAACUGAAACUGCGACACAGGAAGCGCCCGUCAUUGUGGAGACGGCUUUGCCGAUUCCAGCCAUCAACACGCCAGAUAAGUUGAUCAAGGAGUGCCUGACCGAAAAGUCGCACACCUGCGUGCUGGCUUUUGUUCCAUCAAGUGAGGAUGAGAAGGCCAAGAAGGCCCUAGAGAGCCUUUCCCAGCUGGCGUUCAAGCACGCCCAAAGCAAGCGUCAUCUGUUCCCGUUCUACGAGGUUCCUAAGAGCAAUGAGGGAGGAGCGUCCCUCCUCAAAGCCCUCGAUCUGAGCGGCGACGUCGAGAUCGUAGCCAUCAAUGCACGGCGUGGAUGGUGGCGACACUACGACGGCGCUGAUUUUGGACACGAGAGCGUUGAGAGCUGGAUUGAUGCGAUCCGUAUGAGCGAAGGGGUCAAGAAGAAGCUUCCCGAGGGCAUUGUUGCCAUUUCCGUCGAGGACACUGCGUCAAAGGCGACGCCAGAGGCCUCGUCAGAGCCCACUCCCGAUGCUACCGAGUCUGCAAGUAGUGAGAAGGCGACACCGAUUACCCCUGAGGCUGAUAGUGCCGAGUCCUCGGCGGACUCCACCGAGGCCACGUCAACUAAGGGCACUGACCCCACCGGGGAGCCAGAGACUGCCGCGGAGCAUGACGAGCUCUGAUCGGCCGGCCGUGGCACCUCGUGUAUUUUACU